AGUUUUUAACACGAGUGACGAGUGGUAAUAUCCAUUUACUACGAUUUUCUAUUGUCUCGUUAUUCUGCUCUCCUAUAUUUUCUCAGGUUUUCUGUCUUUUGUGCAGUUGCAAAAUUACUAAAAUUAGCUAUGGAGACAUACGAAAGUAUAUUAUUGGUAAAGAACGAAGUAUUCGUUUUUAAAAUACCUCCGAGGACUACAAACAGAGGAUACAGAGCAGCAGACUGGAAUCUUUCCGAGCCAACCUGGACUGGGCGCAUGAGAAUCGUAAGUGUUGGAGAUGCAUGUACCUUAAAAUUGGAGGAUCGCAAUAACGGUGAACUUUUUGCCAAAUGUCCCAUUGACGCAUAUCCAGGUCUUGCUAUAGAAUCUGUGUCAGAUUCAUCACGGUACUUUGUAAUACGAAUUCAAGAUGAAAAUGGACGUGCUGCAUUUAUUGGCUUAGGUUUUGGUGAUCGUUCGGAUAGUUUUGAUUUAAAUGUCGCUUUACAAGAUCAUUUUAAAAGAAUUAAAGUGUGCGAAGAAAUUGCUAAAGAAAAAAAUGAACCAAAACAAGAACUAGAUUUAAAAUUCAAAGAAGGGGAAACGAUAAAAAUUAAUAUGAAAAUAACUAAAAAAGAUGGAAGUGAAGUAAACAGCAAACAGGCUGCCAAACCUCGUCCAACGUCUACAGGUGGUAUUGGUCUUUUACCUCCUCCACCCAGUUCAUCAGGUUCAAAAACUAUCCCAGCUCCACCUUCACAAACUUCAUCUCCGUCACAUCGACCUAUAAAUACUAACAAUUGGGGUGAAUUUGCUUCGGCCAAUAGCACAACUCAAUCGAGCGGCAACAGCUCUAAUCCUAAUUGGGUUCAAUUUUGAAUCGUAAUACGAGUCCAGGUUAAAAUAUAGAUUAUUAAUUAUCUAAUUAAUAUUAUUACAUCUACACUUAAUUUAUUUGUUAUAUCCAAAAAUAUUAAUUAUUACUUAUCAUUAUUGUUGUUUUUUAUUUGUACUUUAAUGUAUAGAACAAUUAAAUUAUUAAUUAUGAUCAUUAGCGUAACAUACUAAGAGUAAAAAAAAAAAAAAUAAUUCCUAUUAUACUAUAAAAUUAAUUGUUAUUAAAUUAAAUAUUGCAAUUAACUAUAUUACAGUGCUAUGUUACCUUUUUUUAUGAUAAAUUUUGUAGUACACGCUUAUAUUAAUU
Adelges cooleyi (spruce gall adelgid) is the source of this 1186-nucleotide messenger RNA. RefSeq names its product NECAP-like protein CG9132. Lineage: Eukaryota; Metazoa; Arthropoda; Insecta; Hemiptera; Adelgidae. The record is from RefSeq and is a predicted model, not a curated record. Gene Ontology annotation, biological process: endocytosis. Gene Ontology annotation, cellular component: membrane; clathrin vesicle coat. The coding region runs from base 130 to 861 and encodes 243 amino acids. The transcript has 4 exons.